Molecule: messenger RNA, 1950 nt
Organism: Acanthisitta chloris (rifleman)
Lineage: Eukaryota; Metazoa; Chordata; Aves; Passeriformes; Acanthisittidae
Gene: JAK2
Product: Janus kinase 2
Exons: 14
Biological process (GO): cell surface receptor signaling pathway via JAK-STAT; intracellular signal transduction; hemopoiesis
Cellular component (GO): membrane; cytosol; cytoskeleton
Molecular function (GO): non-membrane spanning protein tyrosine kinase activity; ATP binding; histone binding
Source: RefSeq, a predicted model, not a curated record
GAUUUACAAACAUACUGUGAUUUUCCUGAUAUCAUUGAUGUCAGCAUUAAACAAGCAAGCCAGGAAGGCUCCAGUGAGAGAAGAAUUGUCACCAUUCACAAACAGGACAGCAAGAAUCUGGAGGCUGAAUUUCAGUCAUUAAGAGAAGCUCUUUCCUUUGUAUCAUUAAUUGAUGGAUAUUACAGAUUAACUGCAGAUGCCCAUCAUUACCUCUGUAAAGAAGUAGCACCACCAUCAGUCCUUGAAAAUAUCCAAAGCAACUGUCAUGGACCAAUUUUCAUGGACUUUGCUAUCAGCAAACUGAAGAAAGCAGGUAAUCAGACUGGUUUCUACGUCCUUCGGUGCAGUCCCAAAGAUUUUAGAAAAUACUUCCUUACCUUUGCCAUUGAGCGUGACAAUACCACAGAUUAUAAGCACUGCUUAAUUACAAAGAAUGAGAAUGGAGAAUACAAUCUUAGUGGAACCAAGAGAAAUUUUAGUAAUCUUAAGGAUCUCUUGACCUGUUACCAGACAGAAACUGUCCGUUCAGACAGCAUAAUUUUCCAGUUCAUCAAAUGCUGUCCUCCAAAACCAAAGGAUAAAUCAAAUCUCCUAGUCUUCAGAAGCAAUAGUGUUUCUGAUGUACCUUCCUCACCUACACUACAGAGACAUAAUAAUGUCAGUCAGAUGGUCUUUCACAAAAUCCGUAAUGAGGACUUGAUAUUCGAGGAGAGUCUUGGACAGGGCACAUUUACUAAGAUUUUCAAAGGUGUGAGGAAAGAAGUAGGAGACUAUGGCCAGCUUCAUCAGACUGAAGUUCUUUUGAAGGUGCUGGAUAAAGUACAUAGAAACUACUCCGAGUCCUUCUUUGAGGCAGCAAGUAUGAUGAGCCAGCUUUCUUAUAAACAUUUGGUGUUAAAUUACGGAGUCUGCGUAUGUGGAGAAGAGAACAUCCUUGUACAAGAAUAUGUAAAAUUUGGAUCCUUGGACACAUAUUUGAAAAAGAACAAAAAUGUAAUCAAUAUCUUGUGGAAGCUGGAAGUGGCCAAACAGUUGGCAUUAGCCAUGCAUUUUCUGGAGGAUAAAGGCCUUGUUCAUGGGAAUGUCUGUGCAAAAAACAUCUUGCUUAUCAGAGAGGAAGACAGGAAGUCUGGAAACCUACCAUUUAUAAAACUAAGUGAUCCUGGCAUCAGUAUUACAGUUUUGCCAAGAGAUAUUCUUCUUGAGAGAAUACCAUGGGUUCCACCUGAAUGUAUUGAGAAUCCCAAACAACUAAGCCUGGCCACAGACAAAUGGAGUUUUGGUACCACCUUGUGGGAAAUCUGCAGUGGAGGAGACAAACCUCUGAGUGCUUUGGAUUCUUCAAGGAAACUACAGUUUUAUGAAGAUAGGCACCAGCUUCCUGCCCCAAACUGGACAGAACUUGCAAACCUUAUUAACAACUGUAUGGAUUAUGAGCCAGAUUUCAGGCCUUCAUUUAGAGCAAUUAUACGUGACUUGAAUAGUUUGUUCACUCCAGAUUAUGAGCUAUUGACAGAAAGUGAUAUGUUGCCAAAUAUGAGAAUUGGAGCACUUGGAUUUUCUGGUGCAUUUGAAGAUCGUGACCCAACACAAUUUGAAGAAAGACAUCUAAAGUUUUUACAGCAACUUGGCAAGGGAAAUUUUGGCAGCGUUGAGAUGUGCCGGUAUGACCCACUGCAGGAUAAUACUGGGGAGGUGGUGGCUGUGAAAAAGCUGCAACAUAGCACAGAAGAGCACCUUAGGGACUUUGAAAGAGAAAUUGAAAUACUUAAAUCUCUGCAGCAUGAUAACAUCGUUAAAUACAAAGGAGUAUGCUACAGUGCAGGUCGUAGAAAUCUAAGAUUAAUUAUGGAAUAUUUACCAUAUGGAAGCUUACGAGAUUAUCUGCAGAAACACAAGGAGAGACUGGACCACAAGAAGCUUUUGCUGUAUGCAUCUCAGAUCUGCAAG